Molecule: messenger RNA, 4305 nt
Organism: Porites evermanni
Lineage: Eukaryota; Metazoa; Cnidaria; Anthozoa; Scleractinia; Poritidae
Source: the annotation of a GenBank genome assembly
AAAUGUAUACUGCAGAUUCUAGUCUGGAAAGAACUUGACUAUGGCAAAAUGACAGAAGUAGAAAAACAGAUGCUUGUCUCUGAAGUGAAUCUCCUAAGAGAAUUAAAGCAUCCACACAUUGUACGGUAUUAUGACAGAAUUAUUGACCGUUCAAAUACAACCAUUUACAUUGUGAUGGAGUUCUGUGAAGGAGGAGACCUUGGAGCAUUAAUUGCCAAACACAGGAAAGAUAAGUAAGUCUCGAAGAUAUUAGCUAUAUAGACUUUAGUGAUAUUAGCCACUCUAAAAUUCGAGUUAAAAUAAAGGUUAUGUAUGUAUGUAAGUCAUGUGCAAAUUAUAAAAAUUUGGGGGUUAAUGCAGUGUUCCAGAUAAGAGACAGGUCUCGGGUCAAUGACCCGACAAAGAAGGCUUCCUGAUCCGGCAGAUGACAUAUAUAAGUGUUAAGUUAAAUGUAAUGAAAAAAAUUAGCACAUGGUCUUGGUGACCUCUCAGAUGGUCUACAUGACUUCCCCCUUGAAAGAAUUAACUGGAAUGCUUUUAAUAAUGGUUAUGAUGAGAUCAUUUCUGGUAAUCAAUAAUAUCAGACACGAGGAUCGAAGAAUGUUUCAUUUUGAAUUGAAAAUAUAGUGGCUUUUGGGCAUAAGUUUAUCAUAUGGCAGUUAAGGUCACUCAUAGUCAGUAUGUGUCUCUCUUUCCCCUGACCCCCCCACGUCCAAUUCUUGCCAUUCAAUGCUACUGAAUAUAAAAAAAGUUUCCUUAUGUUGGAAGCUAUGAUCCUGGAUUUUCAACCAGAAAUCUUUAUAUUUGUUAGGAGAUACAUGGAUGAGGAAUUUAUUCUCAAGAUUAUGCACCAGCUGGUUAGUGCACUUCAGGAAUGUCACCGCAGAAAGGAUGGUGCCCAUGUUUUGCAUCGGGAUUUGAAGCCAGCUAAUGUCUUCUUGGACAGCAGUGAUAAUGUAAAAUUAGGAGAUUUUGGAUUAGCAAGAGUUCUUCAACAUGACACCAGCUUUGCUAAAACAUUUGUCGGGACUCCUUACUACAUGUCACCAGUGAGUAAUAUACAGUUAAACCUCUCAGUAAUGGGCACCCUGGGGGCAAAAGAAAGUUCCCGUUAUGGGGAGGUGUCGAGGGGGAGGGGAAUAUGACAUCUGUUUUUUUAGGGAGAGGGAGACUACAACAAUAAUAUUAUUUUGCCAAGCUCAUGCUUAACAGUGUAGUCUACAAUGGUGAUCCAAUCCUAAAUGAUGUACAUGUAUAUAGAUAAAAUAUGCAAGAAAUGUUAAAUAAUGUUUUGAAUCAAAAUUAUGUUAACAAGAGAGCAAUGCUUGCAAAACAUUCACUAUAAGUCUUGUAGAUACAUUAUAUGGAACACAAUCAAAAUAAUAAGCACCGGGGGUAUAACAUUUUGGAUGCAGAAACAUAAUGUUCCAAAAACAUACGUCGAUUACUAGAUCAGUUUAUACCACAUUCACGCUGCACAUGUUUUAUUUUCUUUUAAGUGAAAUAAAGCUGUUGUCCAAUCGUUGGCUAUGAGAACCCAUAUUAUUAAAUCAUUUUUUCAGUCUCUCAGCACUUAUGUCAUUAUUCUCUGUACUAAAGAAAUUUUGUUAGCAGUGAACAGAAAUUACUUGCUACAUUACCAAAUUAAAUAGGCAGGCACUUAAUCCAGACCAAAUUAUUGACUUCUUUUCUUACAAUGUCUCUGACAUGUAUUUUCAAUUUGUUUGCAGGAACAAGUAAAUAAGCAAAAUUACAAUGAAAAAUCAGACAUCUGGUCACUUGGAUGCUUGGUUUAUGAGCUUUGUUCAUUGUCACCACCCUUCACGGCGCUAAAUCAAAGGAGUCUUGAGGCCAAGAUCAGAACUGGAAAAUUUCGCCCAAUCCCUGAGCGUUAUUCACAGGAUCUAAGUGAUGUAGUGAACUCAAUGCUUAAAGUAAAUGUAAGAAGUAUAAGGAUAAUAAUGUCAGUGUUUGAUGUCUUUCUCUUUCAAAAAUUGUUUGAUUUAUAUGAUUAUUUAGUAUUAUUGCUCUGUAUGACCUUAAAUUUUUCUGGCACACAGGAGGAACGCAGACCAUCAAUAGAUAAACUUCUUGGUUGCUCGAUUUUUCAGAGGUUUCAAAAAGAUUCAGAUACAUCGUGAGUACCAAGUUUCCUUUGAUUCGGUCAAUUUACCGAGCAUUUAACUUUUUCCAUGCAACAAGAAGGGACUGCUAUAAGCGAUCUACAGUAUGUGCAAGAGUGCGUUCAAGCAGAACCUGGCAUUCCCUGUUGUCUUACUCCACCUUUGGGUGCCAAAGAAAUCUCGUCAGUGUUUGCAAAAGGCAUUAUUAAACAUUAUUAUAUGGCUAUAGUACACAUGCUCUGAUUGGCUGUUUUCUUGUAGUGACUUGGCAUUAUUUUGUUGUAAUGACCUGGCAUUACAAGCUUGGUGUCCAAGGCAUAUACAAUCUCUGUUUAAUGUUGAUAGUGGACACCCUUAUGAACAUCCAUGUUAUGAUCAAUUGACAGCUGUCAUAAAGGGUAUCCACCGACCAAUGUCACCUGAAUGUGAUGGUGGGCUCAAUAUUGUACACCUCAUUGAGGUGAUGUGUUUUCUUAAAGUUGUCUGCUGACCAGUUGGCUUUUAUUUUUUAAAAUUGAUCACAGACUUGGGUCCAUGAUAAAAAGGCCAUAUAAUAAAUAACUUAUUAACCUUGUCUGUCGGUCAUAAUGGGAAAUCUCAGACCUCGACCUUGAUGUAUUGACCUUGCUAUUGCUCGGUCAAUACAUCAAGGCCUCAGUCUGAGAUUUCUCUGUAAUGACCUCGCUCUUGGGUAAUAAGCAGUAUGUAUUAAUUAACUCACAUCAAGUGUUAUAUGUCUCUGUGAAUUUGCAUUUCAUUGACAAGUGGGAUGAGCCCCAAAACCUACAUGUAUUGUUAUCCAGAAUAUUUUCUUCAAUUCACCAGGGCACAAAAUUGUGUCGCAUAAACUGAAGAUUUGACUAUAACUGCUGUAUUGCUGGUUUCUUAUACAUGCAUUUGUUUGUUCCUUAAGAAAUGAUGGAAAGAAAAAAGAAGAAUUCCUCAGAAGAUGGGAAAGACAACUUACUGAGAAACAGAAAGAAUUGGACAGUAUGUAUACUUUAAUAGUACCAAAUGAAAUUAUUUCAAAUCAAUGUCAUUUAAGUGUUGUUUCUAUUGCAUCUACACAGUUGUAACUUCAGUUUCACAGCAGCUAGGUAUGCUGUACAUUUUAAAAAAUUAUUAAUUAGCACUAUUCAUGGAAUUCUUUACCCACAGGAAGAGAGAAAAUGCUUUUAGAGAAAGAGAGAGCUGUAAGUGAAAGAGAAGAUAAAGUUACAAGGUACUUUCUGCUAAAUUAUUUUUUUUUUUGAACCAAUGGCACAGUAAGCUCACAACAAUUAGCAAAUAAAAGAUCAUUGUGGGGUUUCAGGUGCCUCUACUGUGACCGGACCCCCUGACAGUAAACUCCUUCCAUAUUCCAGAGGAAAUAUCUUCAUCACGAACAAUUUCUUGAAAGUUAGACAGAUCUUUACCAGAUCCGUUCAGCUGUAACAGUUGCUGUUAUUUGCAGCCUCAUUUUGUUGAGGAUGAAAAAAUUGUUCCUUUAGUUGGAGGGACGUGUUAGGCUGAUCAUGGUUUCUGAAUUCAUUCAUGUUCGUCAGCCUGCAAUGAACCAUGAUCAGAUGAUCAGGGCUACAUGUACCACCUUACCCAAUUUAUGGAACAAUUUUGCAUCCCCAUAAAAAUGAUGCUACAAACAACAGCAAGCAUCACUGAUGAAGAAAUCGCACUAUUUGCUUAUUAAAUCUUUUUUAACGUCCUUGUUGCCAUAAUUGCUGUCAUCAGAUCUUAAGGUCCCUAUUGACUAUGUAUCUCAUCACUGAGGAAUUGUGUAAAUUCACCUUAAUUUAAUCACACUUUUAACUGUUCUUUUUUUUUUCAACCUAACAAAAAUAACCUUGGAUUUUCAUAUAAAAAUGGGCUGAAACUUGGCUAAUGAUGUAGUGCUCUGUUUUCAACUUGUAGGGCUGAAACAAACCAACGUCACCUUGGUUUACAGGAGGCUCAUCCUUUGCUUCCUAAGCGGCCCUAUUUGUAUGGGAACCUAGGAAUGGACAAAGAAAAUGAUUUGCUUGUCAAAAGAAAAUACGCAUUUGAACCUGAAAGUCGAGGAAAACUGUUUGAUGGUAUGACAAACAAUGGUUUUGCAGUUGGUCGACAUCUACCUGAACUAGGAUUUGGACAACAGAAUCUUCCUCAUGGAUAUAUUCGGCCAAGAAUAUUAUCUGACUUCCGAUAA